Anneissia japonica is the source of this 3286-nucleotide messenger RNA. RefSeq lists its product as uncharacterized. The coding region runs from base 254 to 1270 and encodes 338 amino acids. The transcript has 3 exons. NCBI's taxonomy places the organism in Eukaryota, Metazoa, Echinodermata, Crinoidea, Comatulida, Comatulidae. The record is from RefSeq and is a predicted model, not a curated record.
UUUCAUACUUCAGACCAUGGACAGACAGCCUGUGUUACUGUUUAUUCUGAAUGUGCCAGCCUUAAUUGCUGCUGAAAAAGUUGUUUUUAUUUUAUACUGUAUCAGUCUUUGUUAAUGUCAUAACUCAUUUUGAAUAUUUAAUGCACCUUGUAAUGAAUAUAUUAUAACCGAUGACUAAUACACGAGCGUUUAAGUGAGGGUUCUUGUGGUGCAAUUUAUAAUCGAAGAAAGAUCUUAAACAGAGAUUUAGAUAAUGUCGCUUUCGAACUUACUUGAGAAUGGGAAGGGAAGUCUUGAUGAUUCGGAGCUACCAGACCCUGAAAGUGAAGAUACAGAAGAACGUGCUGCAGAAAUGCGAGCAGCAAAUGCUGCUGUUUCAGAGAUCAUUAUCCAAGCCAAAGAGAAGAAAAAGCGUGGCCCAUAUGUGAUUUAUGACCCCGAAAUUCGAGCACGUAUUGGAAAACAUGCCUCAGAGCAUGGGAUAACAAGUGCUUGCAAAAAAUUUAGUUUUGAACUUGGAAAGAAAUUAAAUGAAAGUACGGUCAGAACUUUUAGGGAAGCCUACCAGAGGCAACUAGCGGCCUGUGAAGAUGGAGAUAAGGUGACUAAUUUGCCUGUUGGUAACCGAGGAAGACCUCCUCUUCUUGGUAGCGAGCUAGAUCAGCGAAUUCAGGACUACAUACGAAGGCUACAGACUAACGGCGUUGCUAUUAACAGAAGGAUUGUGCUGGGAGCUGCUCGUGGAAUGGUGGAGCAGCAUGAUCCGUCAGUCAUGAGGGAAAAUGGGGGAAGUAUUGAUUUAACGGAAAAGUGGGCACAAUCAUUCAUGGGCAGGAUGAGUAUCACACCAAGAAAAAGUAGGAAAAGAAAACAAGAAGGAACAACACCCAAAAAUAAUUUUCAGAAUAAUAAUUGGUCAUCUGGUAACGCCAAAACACAUGAAGAUGCUCAGUUGUUAGAUAUUGAUACAAACACUCCGACGAACAGUUCAUCAAUAAAUUCAAGAACUCCAAACCGACCGACAACUACCAGAGGGUCAGCGGCCAAGGUUAGAAAAGAAGACGAAAGCACCAACAUUGAAAUAAUCAAAGAGUCACUCCAGAACAUUGUAAAAUCUCAACUUCAAGCCGUAGAGGUUGACCGCCAGCGACUUGAGAUUGAGAGGCGGCGGGCUGAGAAUGAACAUCAGUUUUUUCAGGGCAUGAUCUCCAUGAUGUCACAGGUUGUGGCGCAGAUGUGCCAACAGCAAUCAACACCAAAUAUGUUUUAAAAGACUUUGUAAAUUUUGUAACAAAAAACUAGCUUCCAUUAGGAAAAAAAUGUACUCUACUUCUGAACGUUUAAUCUUGUCAAUACUCAUUGAGUUUAACCUUUUAUAUUUAAUUCAUAUUUCUUACAAUAAAGAACUGUUUUAUAUUGCAUCAUGUAUCAUCCAUGCUUAUUCACGUAAUUUAAAGCCAGGCUCCGUAGGAACAAAAUUUCUUGAUAUGUUGACGACUGAUUUUUUUAAGACACAAAAAAGGCUUUUGACGAAAACUCGGAAACGAUUGAUGAGUUACAACUUCUUAAAUAUUUAAAAACUGGGGGAAAGGAGCAUAACCACCCUUUUUUCCACCUUUUCCCCCAGUUUUUAAAUAUUCAAAAAUCUGUAUCUCAUUAGCCAUUCAUUAAUUUUUCGUCAAACGCCCUUUUGUUGUACAACAUAUCAACAAAUAUUUUUCCUCCAGAGCAUGGCUUUAAGGUGAAUAAGUGAUUCAUCCACUCUAAAUGACUAAGUUUUCCAAGUCAAGGUUGUCAAUCUAAAAUCCAAGGGAACUAUAAACAAACAAGACACUGCUUGUAGGUGGUCUAACAUUGCAGGGUAUUAUGCAAUGGAAUUUGGUUUUUUUUUUUCAGUUUCUUUGGUUGAUGUAAUAGUUAUUAGAAUAUUAUUAUCAUCUUCCUUUCAUUCAGCUAAUAGCAAUAGAACCCAUGUAUGAAGAUUUUGAUCUCCACGAUUAUGAUUCUAGAAUGGAUCUCUGCACAAGGUAAAUUCAGCAUAACAGUGUCUUAAACUUCAGAGGACAAGAGUUGAAAGCAGAUGACUCUGUGUCGUGCCAUUAUUUAAUUAAUUUAUAAAAAAAAUAAGUAUUGUCCUAGAUCCCGCCACCAUCUUGUCAUCAAGAGCUCCCUAUUAUACACUUAGUGCACUUGAAUAUGUUUGUCGCCCUCUAGAUUGUAUUGCUCUAAAACAUAUUUUGCAGAAUUGUCUAAAGAUUCAGAGUAUCAAUAUGGUUUAUAAACCCUGAGCUCCAAGGGAUAACUUUAAUUUGCUGUUUGUAGGGAAUUAUAAUUAAUAGUCAAUAAAAAAUACUGUAUGUACUUUUAUAUCAUUUUGAAUUUGGUAUUUCCAUUCUAAAGUAGAAUACUGUAUUUAAGUUGAUUUUAUUUAGCUGUACUACCAAAUUUUAACAUAGUAAUAAAAAGUAUUAUUAUUACUGUUAUCAUUAGUAUUAUUAUUAUUAUUAUUAUCAUCAUCAUUAUCAUUAUUAUUAUUUUUUGUUAUAACCUUAUUUUUUUCUGGGAGUGUCUACAGUUACACCAGUCUUAAACAAAUUUUGAUGAAUGUCGAUGGCCGUAUUCAACUGGUCAUUCUUCGCUAAACCACAGCCACCUGUGCAGUGGUAAAAUCCUACUUAACGAAGACGACCAGUCUAAUAGAAAUCUGCUAAAUGCUCGACAAAACAAAAUGGCUGCAUAGUUACCGCGAUACACGCUGCGUAAUCAAGGCUGCUUCGGAUUGUGGCAGAAUGGGUUUUGCGUAAAAAAUGAUGUCAUUCAGUUUUUGAAUUCUUUUUUUGAUUUCAUGUGGGUAUAAUUUUUAUUUUCUUAAAUUUAAUGUAAAUUAUAUUAACGCAGAUGUUGCUAAACUGGCCUUGUUUGUUUUGGACACAUGGAUAACAUAACACACUCUGGUUUACGUUAAUUAUCAUUGUCAGCGACGUCUAUUUUACGAACCAGUCAAAAUAAAAAAAAUACUCGACGAAAAAUCGUAGUCAAUGAAAUGAACCAGUCGAAUAAGCCCAUUGUUUUAAUCCAACCCAUACAUUCAAUAACAUCCAAUCACAGAAUUUUAAAACUGGUGUAAAUAUAACCACUUCAUUGUUAACAUUAUUAUGUACAAUAUUGAUGAUUUCAAAUAUUCAUGAUUCAAUUUAAAUCUGCUGAAUUCAUUAAAAAGGUAAUUUGUAUGUAUUCAAAAAACCAAAGUACCCUAAAACUAAAGAUUGAAUAUAUUUUAAUUACA